Molecule: messenger RNA, 657 nt
Organism: Dermacentor albipictus
Lineage: Eukaryota; Metazoa; Arthropoda; Arachnida; Ixodida; Ixodidae
Product: centrosomal protein 20
Biological process (GO): microtubule anchoring
Cellular component (GO): centrosome
Molecular function (GO): protein binding
Source: RefSeq, a predicted model, not a curated record
AAUGGCGCCUAUUUAAAGUACUGCCGCAUGCGUGUACUGCCGCAUGGAGCAUGUUUAACGUUAAAAGUGUACUGCUGUUGACAGCUUUUACCCUCCAGCAUACCGUAGUCUUUGUUGUUUGUUUACAGACCUCUUGAUCUGAACCUUUCUUUAACUGGUGCUGGACAAUGAGCUCUGAAAAGGACGUGAAAACAGCUUUGACAGAAAUCUUGGAAAGCAACGGAGUGCUUCCUUCAUUACGCGCAAACUUGCGCUUGGAAAUCGUGAAGGCUCUAGAGGAACCGGGAAGCAGCAGGCCUCCUAAACUGCCUCAACAGAACUGUCUCAUUAACGAACUCAUACUGGAGUACCUCGCCUUCAACAACUACAAGCGAGCCGCGUCUAUACUGGAAGCAGAGAGUGGCUACCAGCAAAGCUGCGUUGGUCGUGCAUUCCUUGAGAAAGAACUCCGCAUUACGUUAUCGGAGAAUGCUUCUCAACUGCCGCUACUGUACUCUAUCGUAGAGACUCUUCGUAAUGGUGAGAAAACUAAGACUUCAAGUGUUGAGAAGAGGACGUCCUGAAGCAUCAACCAGAAUAUCAGACUGUGAUGUCAGGAUGGUCUGAUUUUUCUUGGUAAAUUAUUGCUUGAUUUUUAUUAAACGUAUAAUUACAUGA